This is a messenger RNA of Pollicipes pollicipes, 2070 nucleotides long. RefSeq names its product RNA-binding protein FUS-like. The transcript has 9 exons. Lineage: Eukaryota; Metazoa; Arthropoda; Thecostraca; Pollicipedomorpha; Pollicipedidae. The record is from RefSeq and is a predicted model, not a curated record. Gene Ontology annotation, cellular component: extracellular matrix. The coding region runs from base 1 to 2070 and encodes 689 amino acids.
AUGAAGCGGAUCGACGUGGCUCUGGUGCUCAGUCCCAGUACGGUGCUCCCUCUAGUGCUCAGUCCCAGUACGGUGCCCCCUCUGGUGCUCAGUCCCAGUACGGUGCCCCCUCUGGUGCUCAGUCCCAGUACGGUGCCCCCUCUGGUGCUCAGUCCCAGUACGGUGCCCCCUCUGGUGCUCAGUCCCAGUACGGUGCCCCCUCUGGUGCUCAGUCCCAGCUAUGGUCUGCAGUCUCGGAGGAGACCAUUUGAGUCCAGCCUGAAGCCGACCUACGGUCAGCAGUCCAACGGAGGCUAUGGCCAGCAGUCCAGCAACGGGGGUUACAGCCAGCAGUUCAACGGAGGCUACAGCCAGCAGUCCAACGGAGGCUACAGCCAGCAGUCCAGCGGAGGUUACAGCCAGCAGUCCAGCGGAGGCUAUGGCCAGCAGUCCAACGGAGGGUACGGACAGCAGUCCAGCGGAAGCUAUGGCCAGCAGUCCAACGGAGGAUAUGGCCAGCAGUCCAACGGAGGCUACGGACAGACAGAGCCUCCUACGCCCUACUCGUUCAGCUACGACGUGCUGGAUGUCCGUGGCAAUGACUUUGGCGCGGCCGAGGAGUCCAACGGUGAGGAGGUGCAGGGCCAGUACAGCGUCGUGCUGCCCGACGGCCGACUCCAGACCGUCUCCUACUCGGUCCAGGGCGACUCUGGCUUUGUGGCCGACCUUGAGUACGAGGGCGAGGCCAAGUUCCUCAACGCCUACGGCGAGGAGGAGGGUCGCAGCAACGUCAAGAGGGGGCGUGGCCCGACCGGAGGUCAGGGUUACGGCUCCAGCCAGGGACCGGCCUACGACGUGCUGGAUGUGCGUGGUAAUGACUUUGGCGCGGCCGAGGAGUCCAACGGUGAGGAGGUGCAAGGUCAGUACAGCGUCGUGCUGCCCGACGGCCGGCUCCAGACCGUCUCCUACUCGGUCCAGGGCGACUCUGGCUUUGUGGCCGACGUCGAGUACGAGGGUGAGGCCAAGUUCUUCAACGCCUACGGCGAGGAGGAGGGUCGCAGCAACGUCAAGAGGGGGCGUGGCCCGACCGGAGAGCCACGCGACUCCCCUGCCGACUCGCUACCGAGUCGUGCCGACUUCCUGUCGCUGCCGAGUCGUGCCGACUUCCUGUCGCUGCCGAUUCGUGCCGACUUCCUGUCGCUACCGAGUCGUACCGACUUCCUGUCGCUGCCGAGUCGUGCCGACUUCCUGCCGCUACCGAGUCGUGACGAUUUCCUGUCGCUCCGACCGCUGGAGACCGGCGUGGCUCUGGUGCCCAAUCACUACGACGUACUGGACGUGCCUGGUAACGUCUUUGGCGCGGACGAGGAGGCCAACAGCGACUCUGGCUUUGUGGCCGACGUCGAGUACGAGGGCGAGGUCACGUUCUUCAACGCCUACCGCGAGGAGGAGGGCCGCAGCAACGUCAAGAGGGGACGUGGCCCGACCAGAAGCUAUGGUCUGCAGUCUCGGAGGAGACCAUUUGAAUCUAGCCUGAAGCCGACCUACGGUCAGCAGUCCAACGGAGGCUAUGGCCAGGAGUCCAGCAUUGGAGGCUUUGGUCGACAGUCCAACGAAGGCUACAGCCAGCAGUCCAACGGAGGCUACAGCCAGCAGUCCAACGGAGGUUACAGCCAGCAGUCUGGCGGAGGCUACAGCCAGCAUUCCAACGGAGGCUAUGGUCAGCAGUCCAACGGAGGUUACAGCCAGCAGUCCAACGGAGGCUACGGACAGACAGAGCCUCCUACGCCCUACUCAUUCAGCUACGACGUCCUGGAUGUCCGUGGUAACGACUUUGGCGCGGCCGAGGAGUCCAACGGUGAGGAGGUGCAGGGCCAGUACAGCGUCGUGCUGCCCGACGGCCGACUCCAGACCGUCUCCUACUCGAUCCAGGGCGACUCUGGCUUUGUGGCCGACGUCGAGUACGAGGGCGAGGCCAAGUUCCUCAACGCCUACGGCGAGGAGGAGGGUCGCAGCAACGUCAAGAGGGGACGUGGCCCGACCGGAGGUCAGGGCUACGGCUCCAGCCAGGGAUCGGCGUAUGGAAAAUAA